AUGGCUCUCACCAUGCUGAAGAUCAUAAUCAUAUACCCUUUGUUCCUAUCUUCUUUACUCAUUAUUGCCUCUGCUAAUUACUAUCCAAAAGAUGGAAAUCACAAUUCAUAUCAUGUGAAUUACCUGAAAUAUGACCAUCUUUUUGACCAUCUGAAGCCACAACAAACAAAAAACACCAUUGAUCCAAUAGUUGGAGGAGUAAUCCCCACCAUGAUCCAUACCAUUGGGAUUGAAGGAGUUAUUCUUUGCCACACAGCACUUAAUACAUAUAUUCCAAUCCAAGGAGCCGUGGCAAGAGUGACAUGUAGUCCAAAUUACUCAUCAUACGACAAAGAUGAUGUUCCUUCAUCCAUGUUGAGUUACGAAAGUGACGUAAAUGGUUUCUUCCUUGUCAAGUUAUUAGUUUCACAGCUCAAAACAGGGUUGAAUGUCAAAGAAGAUUGCAAAGUAUUUCUCGAGUAUUCUCCACUUCAGACCUGUAAUCUUCCAACCGAUGUUAACGAUGGAAUUACUGGUGCAAAUCUUUCUUUCUUCACUGCUUUCAAGGACAAGGUUUUCUACACUUUGGGAGCAGGACCUCUCAUCUAUACCACUACCCCUAAAACUGACAAUACACGUGAUCAAUAUUCAGCACCCACUCCUGGAUAUUAAAAAUAGGCAAAAGCACUAUUCUUUUUUCUUUUAUAAUUUCCAAUUCUUGCUAAUUUUUAUUUAUUACAUAUAUAUCAAUAAAUUUGAUAUAUUUCUUGAUUCACCAAAAGUAAUUUGUUCCUUCUUCAUAGUUGAAAAGGUUGUGUGAAAUUGUUUAUUGAUUCAAAGUUUUAAUAAAUUGGUUCUCUCAUUAUAAUUUUUUUUAUAAUAUAUAUGUUGAUGCUCAAAAUUAGUUCAAUAAUAAAUUUAUAAUUACUUCGAAUUCUUUACAUUAAAAUUUUUUCAAAAUUCUAUUAUUGCACA
Molecule: messenger RNA, 954 nt
Organism: Cannabis sativa
Lineage: Eukaryota; Viridiplantae; Streptophyta; Magnoliopsida; Rosales; Cannabaceae
Product: protein SEED AND ROOT HAIR PROTECTIVE PROTEIN-like
Exons: 2
Coding region: 1-651 (216 amino acids)
Source: RefSeq, a predicted model, not a curated record